GCGCCCCGCCCCAGCGCUGCCUUUGCCUGCGCUGCCGCCGGCGGGAGACGGCGCUGGGCGGGCGGGAGCGCCGGGUGCUCGGCGGCGAUGGGGGCAUGCUGAGGCUCCGCGAGUGCCCAUGAGGCGCCGGGCAGAGCCGAGCCGAGCCGGGCGGGCUCCAGCCAUGCAUCCCGGUGCGCCCGCGGGCACAUGGGGCAGCGCUUGAACCGCUGCCUCGAUGUCCCCGUUGCGUUGCCGCCGCUGAGGCGGAGGCUGCUGCUGCUCUCCAUCAUGCUCUUCCUCUGGCUCUACAUGUUCUACUCGUGCGCCGGUUCCUGCGCCGGGCUGGCGGCCCGCGGGUCACCCGCGCCGCMCCGCGCAGCCCAGCCGCUGCUGCCGGGGGAGCCGGGCGAAGAGAACAGCCUGGAGGAGCAGCGGGCAGCGUCCGACGCCGGCAGCCCCAUGUCCAGCUUCUUCAACGGCUCCGGCACCAAGCGGCUGCCGCAGGCCAUCAUCAUCGGCGUGAAGAAGGGGGGGACGCGGGCGCUGCUGGAGUUUCUGCGGGUGCACCCCGACGUGCGCGCCGUCGGCGCCGAGCCCCACUUCUUCGACCGCAACUACGAGCGGGGACUCGCCUGGUACAGGGACCUGAUGCCCAAGACACUGGAGGGGCAGAUCACCAUGGAGAAGACYCCCAGCUACUUUGUCACCAAGGAGGCCCCAGCYCGCAUCUCCUCCAUGUCCAAGGGCACAAAGCUCAUCGUGGUGGUGCGGGACCCUGUGACCAGAGCCAUCUCAGACUACACCCAGACRCUCUCCAAGAAGCCCGACAUCCCCACCUUUGAGAGYCUGACYUUCAAAAACAGGACUACGGGCCUGAUCGACACCUCGUGGAGCGCCAUCCAGAUUGGCAUCUACGCCAAGCACCUGGAGAACUGGCUCCUCUACUUCCCCAUYGGGCAGAUCCUCUUUGUCAGYGGSGAGAGGCUGAUCAGUGAYCCUGCGGGGGAGCUGGGCAGGGUCCAGGACUUUCUGGGCCUCAAGAGGAUCAUCACYGACAAACACUUCUACUUCAACAAAACCAAGGGGUUCCCGUGCCUGAAGAAGGCAGAAGGSAGCAGCAAACCCCAUUGUCUGGGGAAGACAAAAGGCAGGACCCACCCUGACAUCGACCAGGAGGUGGUGCAGAGGCUGCGGGAYUUCUACCGGCCCUUCAACAUGAAAUUCUACCAGAUGACAGGGCAGGACUUCGGCUGGGACUGAGCCUGGCAUGGGAAAGCCCCCUGUAAUUACUUGCCCAGCACGGUUUGCUUAUAUAAAGAGAUAUAUAUGUAUGUAAAAUGUACAGAAAUCUAUUUUAUAAUAAUUUAUUUUUAAUUCCUAAGCAAUUAAUUCACUAAGCUGCCUAACCGCACUGGCUAGAACAGUAGCCUGUAACCUGUUUAACAUUCCAUGGUGUAAUAUGUCUCUCCUUUCCUUUUUUUUCCCCCCCUUCUGCUUUCUCUUUGGUUUGGUUUGUAACAGACGGUGCUUCCACUUUUCCUAAACAAAAUUUGUAUUUAAAAAAUCAAAAAAAGCAAAGAAGRGAAGGGAGGGAGGGAAAGCACAAGUUUAUUUUUGUUACGGGUAUCUGGCCUUUAUAAACACUUGCUUUCCCUA
This is a messenger RNA of Malurus melanocephalus (red-backed fairy wren), 1638 nucleotides long. RefSeq names its product heparan sulfate glucosamine 3-O-sulfotransferase 3B1-like. The transcript is spliced from 2 exons. Bases 190 to 1242 code for a protein of 350 amino acids. NCBI's taxonomy places the organism in Eukaryota, Metazoa, Chordata, Aves, Passeriformes, Maluridae. The record is from RefSeq and is a predicted model, not a curated record. Gene Ontology annotation, molecular function: [heparan sulfate]-glucosamine 3-sulfotransferase activity.